CACGGUGGACAGCCUGGCUGCUGCGUCAAGGGACUUUGGGUUCGCCAAGCUUUCAGACUUUGAGGAUUUCUGCGCGCCGAGGACCUGCAAAACACAUUCUUCACAGGGUUUGGGCUGAACUAAGCUCCGUUUUUCAAACAUCACAGCCGACCUGUGAUCAGAGAAAAGAAGCUAAAACAUGAAUGGACAACCUGUGCCUGUCUUCGAGGAGAAGAAGCCUUCCCUCCCCGGGGCUGGGAGCUCCAUCUCGGCCACCAAGGACUCGCCGACCCUCCCGGAGUCCUCCUCCACCGACAUGGGCUUCUACAGCGGCCAGACGGCGCACCACAGCCCGCAGGAUUUCUACCAGGCGCAGCAGUCCUAUUCAACUCAACCCGUGAACCCGUACACAUACCACCACUAUAAUCUGAAUGGGAUGGGUGCAGGGGGUGCCUACCCUGUUGGCAAAGCAGACUACUCAUACCCACAUGCAACGUAUAGACAACACGGGCCCUUCAGCAGAGACGUGCACACAACGCUACAAGACGUCGUGAAAGAGGAGCCAGAAGUGGAGGUUCGGAUGGUCAACGGGAAGCCCAAGAAGGUGCGGAAGCCUCGGACCAUCUAUUCCAGUUUCCAGCUGGCCGCCCUGCAGCGGCGUUUCCAGUCAGCCCAGUACCUGGCCCUGCCGGAGCGGGCCGAGCUCGCCGCACAGCUUGGCCUCACCCAAACACAGGUCAAAAUUUGGUUCCAGAACCGUCGCUCCAAGUUCAAGAAGCUCUACAAAAACGGAGAGUUUCCCCUCGGGGAUAUCCCUCUUGACCAAAGUCCAGAUGCCAGUGAUUCCAUGGCCUGCAACUCUCCCCCAUCCCCGGCUGUUUGGGAAAACAAAAACAGCAACAACAACAACAACGUCAACAUCAUCAACAACAACAGCAACAGCAGCGUUGCCAGCACAAAUGGCAACAGCAGUAGCAGCAGCAACAAGAAUAACGCAGGGCUGGAUCCUGCCAGUAGGGGGCAGGGUCUCUACCAGCCUCUUGUCGACUCAUCACCGGCCUUCAUGGGGGAAUAUACACACCAAAACUGGUACCAGCAGCAGGGUGCACACUUAGGUUUACCACAAACGGAUCCAACUCACCACACGCCGCCACCAGCACCGCCAUCUACACAAAGCAUGGGUGCCGUCUACUGACUGUAAAAACGUGGAAAAGACGAGAGUCGUGAGUGUUCACACUGUGCGCGUUUGAUUAUAUGGAGUGGUAGUGUGACCAAAAAACAUUCUGACAGUGGUCUCAAGACAAGAGUCGAGACUGUAAAACCUGACUGGGACGUCAAAUAGCCCUUUUACAAAAGUGGAUUUCCAGAAGGUUAAACAAACGCGCUAUGUCAGAGGUUGUAGUGGUUGGACAGCGUGACUUUCCUGAGUCCCAGGCAGGCCUGAUGUAUUGGUGCAAGAAACCAGAAGGUGAUGUUGAGCUCAUGGUGGCUCAUGACAUUUUGGUUGCACAAGUUACAAAAUACAAUUUAAUUACUGAGGGGGAAAUUUGAUAGGAAGCAUCACCAACAUGUUGUGUUAAAUCCAUAGCAAGCAUCUCCAUUUUGACAGAGUGAGAAAAGUCUGGCAGGAUGCUCAGUGGAAACUUGGCUUCUGUGUUUUCAAAGGAGCUUUAAAAUACUAAAGAAGGGUCUAUAGGUGGCUCUUGUCUUUCUUUUCUGCACCCUAUGAGAAUGCUGUUUUUGUUUGAAAAGCCUUUUUGUUUCUUAUAAAAUUCAACAUGUUGCACAUCAAAGUAGAACUAUUUGACUAAUAAAAGACAGCAGUGUCCCUCAACAAAAAUGAUGCCCUAUGUUCACAUUAUAUCUUAUUCCAACCCUGAUUAUUUCCUACCUGUGCCACAGAUCUAAUGUUUGCUUAUCAGGUAAACUUUGUGUCAUUGAAGUGAGACAAAUGUCUUGGUGCCCACAGUAGCUUGGCUGAGCCAGCAGCAGCACAGACAAGAGCAAGGAAAGCAAAAGAAGCCAAAUUGCCAGCUUGGCUGGUGUUCAGGGAGACGCCUCAACGCAGUCAGAACUGGAAGGUACAUACUGUAACCCAAAUGUGUUGGAACAAGUCUAGGUACAGAAACGGAUGUUACGUCUUUGGUGAAGUGUCUGUAUGUGAAUUUGUGUCUUUUUGACAUCGCUGUCAGUUCACAUCUGGGUUACAGGGGUUAUUAAGAGCAGUAAUUCUGAAUUGAGCACUCAGGCCAGAAUGCACGAAUUUGAAUGAGAUGUGUUGGUGAUAUGUUUAUCUGUUUGCGGUGUGACCGCUGAGAGCCAUGCUGUCUGCACGCCGCCUUUGAGCUGCCUAUGCAAAUCAGUGCAAAAGUCAGAUGUGUUUAACUGCACGUACUUUCCUGAAUGCAUCAACAGAGUUGGAUUUUUCUCUUAGUUCACGCUAACAAAGCGCCGAUCUCUGAAACAGUUCCUGUAUAUA
This is a messenger RNA of Myripristis murdjan (pinecone soldierfish), 2458 nucleotides long. Its product is annotated as homeobox protein Dlx3b-like. Gene Ontology annotation, molecular function: DNA-binding transcription factor activity, RNA polymerase II-specific; RNA polymerase II cis-regulatory region sequence-specific DNA binding. The record is from RefSeq and is a predicted model, not a curated record. Lineage: Eukaryota; Metazoa; Chordata; Actinopteri; Holocentriformes; Holocentridae. The transcript is spliced from 3 exons. Gene Ontology annotation, biological process: epithelial cell differentiation; regulation of transcription by RNA polymerase II; embryo development. Bases 179 to 1174 code for a protein of 331 amino acids.